Molecule: messenger RNA, 1389 nt
Organism: Ceutorhynchus assimilis (cabbage seed weevil)
Lineage: Eukaryota; Metazoa; Arthropoda; Insecta; Coleoptera; Curculionidae
Source: the annotation of a GenBank genome assembly
AAAAAAAAAAAAAAAAAAAAAAUAAGAAUAAUAAUAAUAAAAAAUGUCUACCUGUCUAUUUUUUUUUUUCCACAAACGCACCGCUGCUCGCAGAAAACAGAACUUGUGUUUUUAACUCAAAGAAACCCUAUUUAUACAAACUCAUACCUACUACACGCACUGAAACAAUACCGUCAAUUUGCAUUGAUUAACAAAAUCGUGAUCUUGUGUCACGUUUCGUAAUUACAAAUUACAAAGUACUUAAUUAUAUAUUUUUUUAAAUUUUUCUAACCAGGAUCUCUAUGUAUCGUUUAAUAGCAUUUUCGUGUAUCAUUUAUCAUCAAUUGAAAAUAAUUAAUUGAAAAGUGAAUCACGUUUCCUCGUUAUUCAAAAUGUGAAGCGACUUUGCUUUCUUAUAAAUACGAAUAAGAGAUUCAAAAAUUAUCCAAGUUUCCAACUUACCUUACCGGCUUUGUAAUACACCGUCUGAAUAAUUUUCGUGAAAUUUAAAAAUGGAUAAAAGUACUCAAACAGAUUUUGACCAGUGUUAUUGUGCAGUAACUAGAUUUUCUCAACCUCCUUCUACUUCUCCUAACCAACAGGAACCACCGAACUCAGGAGGAUUGGUUCGACUGAGAUACAAACGUACAGUUUCAAAAAAAAGUUUAGAGGGGAAGAGAAGAGACGGUUUGGGAAAUUUAGUGAUAGUGAUAACUGAUUUUGAACAAUAAAUGGUUGGAGAGGUGGAAAAUAUUUUUUUCGUUUUAGUGUUUUUGUAAAUUGAAUAGUGUUUCUCAACCUCCUUCUACUUCUCCUAAACUUCAGCAGUCGCCAAAAGUAGUAGAAUUACCUCUUCCACUUCCUAAGGAAGAUUGGCUCGACUGGGAUACAAACGAACCGACUUAUGAUCCAACGGAGUAUGUAUUAGCCAAUCCAAUUUUAAGGAGUAUUCCACCCAAAAAAUCCAAAAGUUUCAAAAAAAAGUUUAGAGAGGAAGAGAGGAGACGGUUUGAGAAAUUUAGUGCUAGUGAUAGUGAUAAAUGAUUUUAAUAACUAUCUAAAAUGUUCUAUAAUAAGGUACCAUUUUUUUAAUAAUUUAUUUUCAAUAAUUUAUUUUUUCAUUUUUAAGGUACAAUGCCGUUUGAAAAAUUUCAUAAAAAUAUUUAUCACGACUUACGAAAAUUAUUUUCCUGAACAAUGUUCAAAUAUCGAAGAGGGUGGAGUGUUCUAUGAAGAAGAAUAUCUAGAAGGUUUAGUAAGGCUUUGCUUAGAAUGUGGAAGAACAGUGUAUCCCUUGGAUCGUCUUGCGACAGUGUCUAAACAUGAAAAACUGAAGAGUAAACAGACGCUUAAUACUGAUUUUUCUUGUAUGAAGUGUAAAAAAAAUUUACAGGAGAUUUUAAAAACGGA